CGCUGAAACGGGCAUCUAACGUCAAAGCAGCUGGCACAAGAGGGAGACGACGGAUUAACGAUCUCUCUCUCUCUCUCUCUCUCUCCUCCCCCUCCCUCCUGUCACUGCCUGGCGUAAGUGGCGUAUUGCACCGUUUCUGUCAAACUCGGAACAAAAAGGGGUGAAAGGCCCGUGAGUUGCGAGCCAGUGAAAGUUUGCGCGUAGGGUGGGGCUUCUUUUGCGGGAAUUUCGUGGGUUAUCGGCGACCGCGAGGAUGAUGAAUUGAUCGACCCCACCAUCUCUCCGUCUCGUAGCAAUUAUAGUCGAGUUAUAUCUCCUCGUAGACGAUUUAUCGCCCGUGAAUUCGAUCGGCUUCGGGGAAGAAGACGGCCAUGGAGGACGACCUGCCGACCGAAUACGACGUGGUCGUCGUAGGAACAGGUAUGACCGAGUCCAUCGUCGCCGCGGCGGCAAGCAGGAUCGGCAAGAAGGUUCUGCACCUUGACAGCAAUGAAUAUUAUGGAGGUCUUUGGGCUACAUUUAAUUUUGAUGGCUUACAAAAAUGGAUAGAAGAUUUAAAAACAGCUAAGAAUAACAUUAGAAAUACAAAUGUUGAUUUGAAAGCUGGUGAAAAAUUUUUAAAGGCUAGUGAUCAAUAUUCUAUGGUCGAGAAUAUUGGAGAAACGUGGUAUAUUUUCAAUGAUGCAGAUUUACCUGAUGUUUCCUCGAAAGAUACCCAAACUGAGAGUUCUGGAGAUAGUGCUGCAGCCGAAAGUGAAAAGACUGAUCAAGAUAAGGCUGACAAGAAGGAAAAUGUGAAACAAUGGAGCAUAGACCGUAUAAAAAAAGAAUAUAGAAGAUUUAAUAUUGAUCUGGCACCUAAACUAUUAUUCGCCCGUGGUGAAUUAGUAGAACUAUUAAUUUCUAGCAACAUUGCACGUUAUGCCGAAUUUCGUGCAGUUUCUAGAGUUGCUACUUAUAUGGACGGUAAACUUACGCAAGUCCCUUGCUCUCGAGCUGAUGUAUUUGCGAAUAAAACUGUCAGCGUGGUCGAGAAGAGAAUGUUGAUGCAACUUCUGACAUCUUGUAUGGAACAAGGUGCCGAUAGUCCAGAGUUUGAUGGUUUCCGUGAUAAAACAUUCUUAGAGUAUCUUAAUACGAAAAAUCUUACGCCUAUAGUACAGCAUUAUGUUGUACAAGCUAUCGCAAUGGCGACAGACAAAACUUCAUGUAGAGAUGGUGUUGAUCGUACAAAACAUUUUCUCAACAGUCUUGGACGUUAUGGAAAUACACCCUUCUUAUGGCCUAUGUAUGGAAGUGGGGAGCUGCCUCAAUGCUUUUGCAGACUAUGUGCAGUCUUUGGCGGAGUUUAUUGUUUAAAAAGACAAUUAGAUGGCGUGAUAGUUAAUGAGGAUAAAUGCAAAGCUAUUAUUACUGGAAAACAGCGAUUAGCUUUGGAACAUUUAGUUGUAGGGCAAGGACACUUGCCACCAGAAAUUGUAGCCUCCGAGGGAGAAAAUCAAAUUUCACGCGGCAUUUUUAUUACCGAUAGGUCAAUUAUGCAAGGCGAAAAAGAAAGUCUAACUCUUUUGUACUAUCCACCAGAAGAACAAGGACAAGAACCUGUUACUCUAAUUGAAUUGGGACCAUCUACCAAUGCUUGUCCUCAAGGAUUGUUCAUGGUUCAUAUGACAUGUAAACGUACUAAGAAUGCAAAGGAAGAUCUAGCAUAUGUCGUGACUAAGUUCCUGAGAGCUGAACCACUUGAUUUAGCUAAUGCUGUACGUAAUUUUUCUGAUUCUCAUAUACAAACGGUUUCUCCUGAUAAACGACAUCUUCAGGUUGAUCAACGAGAAAAGGAAGAAAGUGAAUAUCCACUACCUCAAAUAUUAUGGUCCUUGUAUCUAAAUUUACCUGCAAGCGAUAUUAAAUUAAGCGACUCUGCACCGAGCAACAUACACUUAUGUUCUGGACCAGACCUUGAACUUGAUUUCGAUUUUGCUGUGAAUCAGGCCAAGAGUAUUUUUGAAUCUAUGUACCCAGAUGAAGAUUUCUUACCACGUGCACCUGAUCCAGAGGAAAGUUUGGAAGGUGAUGAAACACCAGGUCCAAAAUUCGAGGGUGGUGAACCUGCAGAGGGUGAAGAAAAACAAGACGUUGAAAAAGCUGAAAAAGAAGAAUGAAUAAAUUAUACAAUGCUUUUGCGUCUCCAAUAUCGAAGAGAAAAUAAGGCUUUUCCGCCUUUAGUGUCUUUUAUCUUUAUCGUUAUUGCAUUUCCGUAUAAAAAUAUAAAUUAAACAUAUUAAAAAAAAAAACGAAAAAUUACAAUCAUGAGAUACUAUGCGAGACAGUAAUAACGAAGAGAAAUUUCACGAUAUCAAUCUUAUUUUGAGUUAUUUAUACACGUUACUUUUCGUCUAUUUAAAAUAUUUUUAUCGUCAAAUUACGUGUUUCCGAUUUAUCUCACGUCAAUAUAGAUAUUUUCGAAUUUACAUUUUAAAUAUGAGCAGGUAGUAUUAUGCUUUUGCAAGGACACAGACUCGUUAGGAGAGCACAAAUGCGUUUACCAAAAUAAAUAUAAAUUUAUCACAUAGUUAUUAGGUUCAUAUCUUAAUGUUUAAUAUCUUAUAAGUUUUAUAUAUAUAUAUAUAUAUAUAUAUAUAUAUAUAUAUAUUAAUUUUUUGUACAAUUGAACAAUACGUAAAAAAUUCAAAUGCAUUUUGAGAUCCAUUCUAAGUAGACAUAGCGCUUGUAAUCAUUAGAUUCAAGAUAUGCAUACUCUAUAGAUCAUAUAACAAUAUUGGCAGCAAUGAUAAAAAUACAAAAAUAUGGCGUCACGCUUUUAUACUUCAAUAGAUAUUAAUAGUACACUGCAAUUGAUAUAUAAUGUAUUGUAUGUGCACGCGAGUCAUUUAGAUAAUCGUCAUUAUGUAUUGGGGUUGAUAGUUUGUAUUAUGUGCAUUAUACAUAAAUGGAUAUGUUAUCUUCAAUGCACUUGUCAUUUGUUGAUAUAUCUGUAAUAAAAAGUGCGCAAUCUACAUUCGGUUGAAAUGAAUAAUUGUUAAUAAUUUAGUGCACAAUUUUUUUAAUACAUUAUGUUGUAAUAAAUAAUUUUUUCAAUGAUUUUAUGAACGAAAAAAAAGAACAGCAUCGAUUAUUUUAUCGAAUUUAAUUGGUUUAUAACGUGGUUGUACUCGUCCAACGUGUUUGUGACUUAAAUAAGAUGUAAUUUAAAAUGGUU
Messenger RNA from Nylanderia fulva, 3220 nucleotides. It is a transcript of the gene Rep, whose product is annotated as Rab escort protein. Gene Ontology annotation, biological process: intracellular protein transport; vesicle-mediated transport; protein geranylgeranylation. Gene Ontology annotation, molecular function: GDP-dissociation inhibitor activity. Gene Ontology annotation, cellular component: Rab-protein geranylgeranyltransferase complex; cytosol; nucleus. The record is from RefSeq and is a predicted model, not a curated record. Lineage: Eukaryota; Metazoa; Arthropoda; Insecta; Hymenoptera; Formicidae.